AUGCCACUUGGUUGGUGCCCACUACUUCAUGGAACCAUUGGAAACAACACCGCUGUUGCCAGAGUAUCUAAAGCCCAUGGAGGAUGUCUGGAUCUAAAUGGCUCCACAGCUAUUGAUAGAGUUGGUAAACAUUUCAGAAUAGCAGAGAUCCAAGCUGCAACAAAGAAUUUUGAUGACUCAUUAGUGAUCGGAGUUGGUGGCUUUGGCAAAGUUUACAAGGGUGUACUCGAUGAUGGGACUAUGGCAGCAUUCAAGCGUGCCAAUCCGCAAUCUAAACAAGGCUUGGAAGAAUUUGAGACAGAGAUUGAGAUGCUAUCAAAGCUCAGGCACAAACAUGUGGUUUCCUUGAUUGGGUUUUGCAAGGAAAAGAAUGAGAUGGUUUUGGUGUAUGAGUAUAUGGCAAAUGGGACUAUUGAGAAUCAUCUCUCUGGGAGUUGUCUCCCACCAUUAACAUGGAAACAGAGAUUAGAGAUUUGCAUGGGUGCUGCACUUGGGCUUCACUACCUCCACACAUGGGCAGAGUAUGGAAUAAUCCAUAGGGAUGUUAAGACAUCCAACAUACUAUUGGAUGAGAACUUUGUAGCAAAGCUAGCUGAUUUUGGGUUAUCACAAAAACUUCAUUCAUUAGAUGAUACCCAUAUUAGUUCACGUAUUAUGGGAACCCUAGGAUAUCUUGCUCCAGAAUACGCAAGAUGGUCACAUGUGACUCUAGAGACUGAUGUUUACUCUUUUGGUGUUGUCCUGUUUGAGGUUGUUUGUGGGCGGCAAGCUGUAAAUGAAAGCUUACCAGAAGAGCAGACCUACCUUGCAGGAUUGGCAUUGAGGUGUCAAAGACAGAGAUCACUUGAAACCAUUGUAGACUCACGGCUUGAAGGGAAUUACUGUCCAGAAUCAUUGAAGAAAUUUGGGGAGAUCGCAGAUAAAUGCCUUGCAAAUGAGGUUAAGAACAGACCCACAAUGGGGGAAGUUUUGUGCGAUUUGGAGUAUGUCUUGCAGCUGCAUGAAGCUUGGUUAACAAGCAAUGGUGGGUCAGAUCGUUAG
Macadamia integrifolia is the source of this 1041-nucleotide messenger RNA. RefSeq names its product probable receptor-like protein kinase At1g30570. Gene Ontology annotation, cellular component: plasma membrane; plasmodesma. Gene Ontology annotation, molecular function: transmembrane receptor protein tyrosine kinase activity; ATP binding. Gene Ontology annotation, biological process: protein autophosphorylation. Lineage: Eukaryota; Viridiplantae; Streptophyta; Magnoliopsida; Proteales; Proteaceae. Bases 1 to 1041 code for a protein of 346 amino acids. The transcript has a single exon. The record is from RefSeq and is a predicted model, not a curated record.